UAGUCCUGGCGGCAGUCAUGGCGGCUAUGUCGGGUUCAGUUCGCCUGCAGCGCUGCAUGGUGUCGCCGGCUGGGAGGCACAGCGCCUCUCUGAUCUUCCUGCACGGCUCAGGUGAUUCUGGACAAGGAUUGAGAACGUGGAUCAAGCAAGUUUUAAAUCAAGAUUUAACGUUCCAACACAUAAAAGUUAUUUAUCCAACAGCUCCUCCCAGGCCAUAUACUCCUUUGAAAGGAGGAUUCUCCAAUGUAUGGUUUGACAGAUUUAAAAUAUCUAAUGACUGCCCAGAACACCUUGAAUCAAUUGAUGUAAUGUGUCAGGUGCUUACAGAUUUGAUUGAUGGUGAAGUAAAAAGUGGUAUCAAGAAGAACAGGAUAUUAGUAGGAGGAUUUUCUAUGGGAGGGUGCAUGGCAAUGCAUUUAGCAUACAGAAAUCAUCAAGAUGUGGCAGGAGUAUUUGCUCUUUCUAGUUUUCUGAAUAAAACAUCUGCUGUUUACCAGGCUCUUCAGAAAAGUGAUGGUGUCCUUCCUGAAUUAUUUCAGUGUCAUGGUACCGCAGAUGAGUUAGUUCUUCAUUCUUGGGGUGAAGAGACAAACUCAGUGUUAAAAUCUCUAGGAGUGAGCACAAAGUUUCAUAGUUUCCCAGGUGUUUACCAUGAGUUAAGCAAAGCUGAGCUAGAAAAACUGAAGUCAUGGAUUCUUACAAAGCUACCAGACUGCAGGAGGACCUCUAUUCCAAUGCUGAAUAAAAGUAACAAGAGUGGACAACCUUGUUUCCAUUCCCAACAUCGGGAAAUCUUUCAACAAAUCACAACUAAAUAUAAUAUGAGGAAACAGGCUCCUGGAGAAUAAGCUUCAACAAGUCAUUUGCCUGAGAUCACCCAGCCAGCUAAUAAAUUGUAAAGAAGAGAUUUGAAGCUAGACGGAUGUGACUCCAAACUCAUGUUCUUUCAACCAUUCGGAGGCUCUGAAAUCUAAGCUCCAUCAGAAUCAUCUGGGGUCCCCAUAUAUAUUUCUGAAUCCCAUUCUGGAUUAUUUAAAAAAGAAUUUUUUGUGCUGGGGCCCAGGAAUCUAUUUUAACAGGGGUUCCAUGUGAUUUUUGAUAUGUGGCUAGGGUAGGAAUAACUAAAACACAACACACUAGUUUUCCAACUCAUAAUAAAGUAACUGGUCCAAAACGCUUAAUAAAUAUUCAUUUGACAAAUAUUUAUUAAGCAUCUACUGUGUCUUUGACAUUGUUAUAGGCAUGGCAGUUGCAAAAAUUCCAGCUCCCAUGAAGCUUCCAUUCUAGUGUGGGUGUAGAGGGAGGUCACAGGAGACGACAGAAACAUGACAAAUAAGCAAAUUACGUGUUAUAUGACGAGAUGGUAAGGGCUAAGGAAAAUAGUAGUGAAGUGUAAGGGGAUCAGUGGGGGGUAGGUCAGGGUUGUUUUCCCCAUCAAGGCGACAUUUAAAGGAGAUGAGGAAUGAGCCAUGCGCAUCUCUGUGAAUAUUAAC
Physeter macrocephalus (sperm whale) is the source of this 1493-nucleotide messenger RNA. RefSeq names its product lysophospholipase like 1 (gene LYPLAL1). The record is from RefSeq and is a predicted model, not a curated record. The coding region runs from base 18 to 848 and encodes 276 amino acids. Gene Ontology annotation, molecular function: palmitoyl-(protein) hydrolase activity; carboxylic ester hydrolase activity. Gene Ontology annotation, biological process: protein depalmitoylation. The transcript has 7 exons. Gene Ontology annotation, cellular component: cytoplasm. NCBI's taxonomy places the organism in Eukaryota, Metazoa, Chordata, Mammalia, Artiodactyla, Physeteridae.